AUGAAGGGGAAACUGAGUCCCGAGGGAUCAGCAGGUCCUCCUGUGGUCACCCAGUUUGGGGCUCUCCCCUCUGCCACGGCCAUGCCGGCCCCGACGGGGAGCCCGGAGAUCCGAGCUCCGGAGCGUCUCACCUUCAGCCUCUGGGACUACGGAGUCUUCGGGCUGAUGCUGCUCAUCUCCACGGGCAUCGGGCUCUUCCACGGCCUCGCCAGGGGCGGCCAGAAGACCUCGGAGGACUUUUUCACGGGGGGCCGGCGCAUGUCGGCGCUGCCCGUGGGGCUCUCGCUCUCCGCCAGCUUCAUGUCGGCCAUCCAGGUGCUGGGAGUGCCGGCGGAGGCGUUCCGGUACGGCGCCAAAUUCCUCUGGAUGUGCAUGGCACAGCUCAUCAACACCCUGCUCACCGCCCAGCUCUUCCUGCCCGUCUUCUACCGCCUGGGGCUCACCAGCACCUACGAGUACCUGGAGCGGCGCUUCAGCAGGAGCGUCCGGCUGUGCGGGACCCUGCAGUACGUGGUGGCCACGAUGCUUUACACGGGGAUCGUCAUCUAUGCCCCCGCCCUGAUCCUCAACCAAGUGACCGGGCUGGACAUCUGGGCCUCCCUGCUCUCCACCGGGGUCAUCUGCACCUUCUACACCACCAUCGGUGGGAUGAAGGCUGUCAUCUGGACCGACGUCUUCCAGGUCUUUGUCAUGCUCUCGGGCUUCAUCGCCAUCGUCGUCCGGGGCUCUCUGCUGGUGGGGGGUCCCGCCAAGGUGCUGGGCAUCGCUGCCAACAGCUCCAGGAUAAACUUUGGAGACUUCAACCCGGACCCGCGGAGCCGGUACACGGUGUGGACCUUCCUGCUGGGCGGGACCCUGGUCUGGCUCUCCAUGUACGGCGUCAACCAGGCCCAAGUGCAGCGCUACGUGGCCUGCAGGACCGAGAGGGAGGCCAAGAUGGCGCUGCUGGUGAAUCAAGUGGGGCUGUUCUGCAUCGUCUCCAGCGCGGUCGCCUGUGGCCUCGUCAUGUUUGCCCUCUACAAGGACUGUGACCCCCUCCUGGCCGGCGCCAUCGCCGCCCCCGACCAGUACAUGCCCUACCUGGUCCUGGACAUCUUCGAGACCACCCCAGGGGUGCCGGGGCUGUUCCUGGCCUGCGCCUACAGCGGGACCCUCAGCACGGCCUCCACCUCCAUCAACGCCAUGGCCGCCGUCACCGUGGAGGAUUUCGUGAAGCCGCGGCUGCCCUCGCUGUCCCCCAGGAAGCUCACACUCAUCUCCAAGGGGCUCUCUCUCACCUACGGCACCUCGUGCAUCACGGUGGCAGCUCUGUCCUCUCUGCUGGGGGGGGGCGUCCUGCAGGGCUCCUUCACGGUGAUGGGGGUGAUCAGCGGCCCCUUGCUGGGGGCUUUUGUCCUGGGAAUGUUCCUGCCCUUCUGCAGCACGGCCACCCCCCUCCUGUCGCAGGGUGUCCUGGGGGGUCUGGCUGCUGGCUUUGCCCUGUCCCUCUGGGUGGCCGUGGGGGCCACCCUGUACCCCCCCAGCGCGGCCACCAUGGGGGUCCUGCCCAGCUUCGACACCCUCUGCCCUCCCCGCAACGGCACCGGCGCCAAUGGCACCACCCUGCCCACACCCCUCGGCCCCCCCGGGGACCCCCCGGAGCCCACACGACCGACCAUCCUGGGGGACUUCUACUCCAUGUCCUACCUGUACUACGGGGCGCUGGGGACCCUCAGCACGGUGGGGGUGGGGGUCCUGCUCAGCUCCCUGCCAGGGCCCACCCGGCAGAGGGGGCGGCCCCCGGGGGUGCUGUGGUGGGACAUCGUGAGGAACGCACCCUCGGGGUUCCCCCCGGGGGGCAGGAGCCCCGGGGACGAGCCCCUGGACAAGGCUGGAGCUUCCCGGGCGCUGCCGGAGAGGUUGGAGGGGGAGGGGAGCCCCUCCUGGGACCCCCCCGAGCCUGGAGCCGCCGCGGAGCUGCUGGUGCGGGAGACCCACGUGUAGGGGGACGGGGGGGCGUGGUGACCUGGCUGUGGGGGGGGGACAGCAGGAUGGGGGACACAGCCCUGUUCUGGGGUCGCAAAUAAAGGAGGAGCUGAUCCUGGGAGGAGCCUGUCCUU
Neopelma chrysocephalum (saffron-crested tyrant-manakin) is the source of this 2099-nucleotide messenger RNA. It is a transcript of the gene SLC5A5, whose product is annotated as solute carrier family 5 member 5. NCBI's taxonomy places the organism in Eukaryota, Metazoa, Chordata, Aves, Passeriformes, Pipridae. Gene Ontology annotation, molecular function: symporter activity. The record is from RefSeq and is a predicted model, not a curated record. Gene Ontology annotation, biological process: iodide transmembrane transport; sodium ion transport. Gene Ontology annotation, cellular component: membrane.